Molecule: messenger RNA, 2057 nt
Organism: Sorghum bicolor (sorghum)
Lineage: Eukaryota; Viridiplantae; Streptophyta; Magnoliopsida; Poales; Poaceae
Product: transcription factor bHLH68
Exons: 9
Coding region: 344-1534 (396 amino acids)
Biological process (GO): regulation of transcription by RNA polymerase II
Cellular component (GO): nucleus
Molecular function (GO): protein dimerization activity; DNA-binding transcription factor activity, RNA polymerase II-specific; RNA polymerase II cis-regulatory region sequence-specific DNA binding
Source: RefSeq, a predicted model, not a curated record
CAUGCCCUCUUUCGAACACCCUUCCACACACUCCACUAGCUUCUCUUGUAGCCGGCCAGUAGUAUAGCCAGUGCCACUACACUUGAGAUUCCCCUCCAUCUUUCCUUCUCCAAAAGGCCCAUAUGCUUUCUCCCACCUCUGUCUAGAGGUUGACCUCAACAAGUAAAAGAGCUUGCGAUCGAAGCAGAGAUGGUGGCGAUCGAUCGACGAGUGCACAUCAAAAGCUAGAGCGAGAGAGAGAGAGAGAGAGAGGACGGCAAGCAAGUGCUUGUUGCACUUUGUUUGUGUGUGUGUGUGUGAGAGAGAGAGAGAGAUCGAGGGAUCGCUUGGUGGCAGAGAGAAUAUGGAUAGGGGAGUCGUCCACAAAUCAUCGGCGGCUCUAGUGCGCGAGAUGGGGGAGGCAGGCCAUGGCCAUGGAUGGUGGAGCAUGAAUAAUUUGAUGAGGCCCCCCUUUGAGCAGCAGCAGCACCACCCUUCUCUUUUCAUGCCGUCCACCACCACCACCACCGGUACCGCCACCGCCGCUGUGCCAUCUUCUUCUUCUUCUGCUUCGUCAGCUCUCCAUUCCUUCUCCUCGCUGCUGCUCUCGAACCACUACCCGCUGCCUACGACGACCGGCACGUCGCCGCCGUGGCAGCAUGACAGCAGCAGCCAUGGCCAGCAGCAGGAUUCAUGGAUCCAGCUCAUACAAGGGGGAUUGUCAAGUACUGGUAGUAAGGAGAGCCAGAUGGGGUUCCCAACUACGAUUUGUUCAGAAGCUGGAGGGAGCGGCGGCAGCUACGUCGUCUACGGUGGCGCAGCGGGUAGCCAUGGGAGCAGCACAAGUGAUGUAGAGAUCCAAUUUCCAUGGGGAAGCAGCAGCGUCCUCCAGCAGAACAAGCAGCAGAAAGCUUCCUCUCCUAGGUCUUCGUCCAUAACCACAACGACGACGACCUCCCUCGGAAGCAACAUGCUGGAGUUCUCCAACAACAGUAGCAGUUCACCACGUGAGUGCAUCAGCACAGCAUCUGGAUCAGCUUUCAAGAAGGCUAGGACCCAAGAACCCUCGCCGGCUCAAUCUACUGUGAAGGUGAGGAAGGAGAAGCUAGGGGAUCGAAUAACUGCUCUCCACCAGCUUGUCUCCCCGUUUGGAAAGACUGACACAGCGUCUGUACUCCUUGAAGCCAUUGGGUACAUCAGAUUCCUCCAUGGUCAAAUUGAGGCUCUGAGCUCGCCGUACGUGGGAGGCAGCAAUGGAGGUGGGGACGGCUCCAAGCAUCAGCAGCAUCUCCACGAGGCUAGUGUGCACGGAGAAAGGCACAGCAUAUUUCCAGAAGACCCUGGCCAGCUCCUGCAUGACAGUGCAAUAAAGAAACGAGGACUGCCUGAUGAGCAGGAUGAAAACUGUGAGGAAGCGAAGAAGGAUCUGAGAAGCAGGGGCCUGUGCCUCGUCCCUGUGAGCUGCACGCUGGACGUGGGUGUGGACGUGGUCGCUGGCCCCGGAGACUACUGGGCGGCAGCUGCACCGGCUUUCGGCAUGGGGUUCGGUGGGUAGAUCAUGGAGGACGUGUGUGUACGUCUCACGCGGCAUGCGCGCAUAUUGGCCUGCAUGCAUGAUGCAUAACAUCAGGAGCAGCCAUCCUGGUGGAAAGAGAAUGUUCAAGGCUGGCUCCUCUUGAUGCUAUGCGUAUGCAUGAUGAUAAAUGCACACCGAUAAUAUAAUGCAUGCAUGCACGGGCAUAGCUAGAGGGAUGCAGCUAGCUAGCAACAGAGAGUAUAUAACUUGUGUGUUUAUUAUGUACGUGAGAUCUUGUCUAGAGCGAGAUCAAACAAUUUGGAUGCCAUGCAUGGAGAGGGGCGCUAGCUAGCUGCAGAUAAUUAAGGCUAGCUGCGAGUGCGUACGUGGAUCUGUAAGUAACUCAUUUAAGUCUUCAUCAUUUGGGCACCACUGCGCUAUGCAUGGUCGAAAUGUGUAAUAAGUGUGCAUGUGUGCUUUUUUUUUCUAAGUUUAAACUUGCACGCUGCCACGAUUUAUAAGAGCACUCACAAUGCAGACUCUAUCAUAGAGUCUAAAGUUA